Molecule: messenger RNA, 987 nt
Organism: Sinocyclocheilus anshuiensis
Lineage: Eukaryota; Metazoa; Chordata; Actinopteri; Cypriniformes; Cyprinidae
Exons: 7
Coding region: 1-987 (328 amino acids)
Source: RefSeq, a predicted model, not a curated record
AUGUAUGCAGUUGUGACCUUGCAAAAUUCAGAAGAGGUGAUGGUGGUAGCAUCAAACUGGUUGAGCAUAGACAAGAAACAAUGUUACUGGCCUCCCUUCAAAUCAACAGAGAAGUGUAAGGAAGCUGUUCAGAACAGAGAUGAGCCUGCAAUAGGAUGGGAGAAAUUAAAUAUUAGCUUUCACGGAGAACAUGCCACUUUUGAUCAGGCUGAGGAGCAUCAAAAACAAGUUAAAGAACAGUAUAGAUCCAUUUAUUUAUUUUCAAUAAAUAUUUCCACUGAAUUCCCUGGAACAGCAAAAAGACAGAAACUUGAGUACAGUCAGGGACUGUCAAUUAAUCAGUUUCACCUGCCUUCUAUGCCAAUUACUUCCAGAAUGUCAGCUGACGGCAAGGAUGAGCUCCUCCAAAUGCUGAGAGACAUUAAGAGCACGGUUCAGGAAAACUCUGCUAUGUUAAAGAAACUACUCAAAGAAAAUACGGUUUCUGAGGUCCCCAGCAGUACCAGCCGGCCCUCUAAAGAUGUUAAAACAAACCCAAAACUGCCUGUUAGAACCUUUGAUGAUGUGUCCAGGAUUGAAAGAGAACUCAACAACACAAAAACACGCCAAAAAUAUGUGAAGUAUCUGUCAGGACGUGGAGGUUUUGGGCAAAAGGAUGUAAUUAAGUACAUAAUGCAACAUGUCAUAAUAGAUGAUCUGGCUAAGGAGUUCAACUGGCAGGGGAGAGGAGAUAAAAGGCCCUUCUCUAAGCUUAUUUUAGCAGAUGUGAUCAGAGAUGCUGCUCUGAAGCACAAAAUUAACCGGGUAGACUGCGAAACUGAAAUAAAAAAAUAUUUACAAAAAAUGAGUUACAAGGCUGAUCGACUUGGUCGGAAGAGACCAAGAGAGUAUGAAGGUUCUCAAAAUGAAAUCCUAAAUGUGACAUCUCACACAGCCCUUGACAGCACCAUCCAGUCAGUCAUUGAAAGUCAGCCUUUUUUUGUGUGA